CUUACCAGGUGGUGGCGGAGGUUACACAGCACGUCGUUUGAAUGUUCGCAAGCGCGUAGGGACAGAGCUCGCUGUAGGAGCGAAACCAAGGCGAAUACAUCCAGUUAAAGUAAAGAUACGUGCUUUAUUCAACACUAACAAGACAUAACACUUCAUUUUGAGGUCAAAUUAUCCUAUAGCCCGUGGUUUGAGUCAGGGAGCAUAGACAUUGUGACGGGGAUUAUAGAAUUCUUGAUGUCACGCAAUCUAUCAAAAAGAUCUUGCGAAAAAAUCUGCUUAAACAUCCAUAAACACGGAAUUUAUCCCUGGAGGUUUAUCUUAAAAUUCCUUUACACUACAAUUCCCCGCACCUGAUGAGUGAGCUACCGUACACCAAGGAUGGGCCUCGUGCUUGGUGUGUUUGCAUGGCUGUCACAUUCAUCAAUGUCAUCCUUUGGGGCUCAACAUAUACAUAUGGUGUGAUCUUCCCUGUUCUUCUUGACGAGUUUCAGGAGGGAAAAGCCAAAACAGCAUGGGUGGGGUCACUUGCGCUCUCCCUUAUCAUGUUCUUCUCGCCGACAGCAGCCAAGCUCAGCGCAAGAUUAGGGCCCAGGCCUGUCUCUGUAAUAGGGGCCCUGAUCGCCGCAUUGGGUCUUUUUUCCACUUCACAAGUGAACUCCAUUGAGCUUAUGUACCUUACGUACAGUGUCCUGUUUGGAACAGGAGCAUCGUGUGUGUUGAUCGCAGGAGUUGACAUCUACCCGCAAUACUUCGACAAACACUUCUCGCUCGCCGUUGGUAUCGUGCAGGCCGGUAUAGGAGCCUCAUUCAUGAUGAGUCCUCUACUCGAUUUUCUACUAACCUCGUUUGGCUGGAGGAAGACGUUUCUAGCGAUGGGUGGAAUCUCACUAAUCGCCGGCAUUAUACCAGCUGUUUUCUUUAUUCCAAACGUUCUUCAAAAAACAGAGAAUGCAUUACAUCCAAGUGAAACAGAGGUUGUACCAAGUCAAGACUUGCAAUCGGUGUGGAAAAACAAAGCGCUGGUCGUGUACAGCAUGACGAUUUUCGUAAUGGAGUUUGGUAACCAAAUAGGCAUGGUUCACAUGGGCCGGUAUAUCCAAGAGAGAGGACAGGGUUCUGACCAAGCCGCGUUUUUGUAUCUAGCGUAUGGUAUCGCCACCACUAUAGGCCGACUUGUUGCAGGCAAGAUCUUAGACGUGCCUUUUUUAAAUCCUGUCUAUGUAUUCGCGGUGUUUGCCACGCUUGUGGGUGCGACCACAAGUGCGUGUACACUGGGUAGAGGGUUCGCUUGGUUUAUGUCAUAUUUCGUCAUCAAUGGCUUUUCUAACGGCUGUGCUGUGGGCACCAUCGUUCUCCUGACGAUGACAAGUGUAGAGCCGUCCCAGACCGCGGAGGGAAUGGGGAUGUGGUUAAUGGUUGAUGCCUUUGCCUUCGCCUCUGGACCCGCGUUUGGAGGAUAUCUAGCUGAUUUGUUGGGCUCCUAUGUGGUUGUGUUCUACAUGGCUGGAGGAAUCACAAUCACGAGUGCCUUUGUCAUGCUUAUGGUCAAGUGCUUUGGGCUGGAGAAACAACGUAUGGUGACAAACACUCAACGCCGGCAGAUAGUAGAACUUAUGAUAACGUACGAGAAAGAAACUGUAGUGUAAAUAGGCGGACAAAUCUAUUUUAUUUGUAUGACAAAGGACCCAGCAGACGCCGUGCGUGGCCUCUGUCCUAUUUCGAAUUCUUGGACAAUCAAAUCCUGCACAUAGUUUUAGUACUCGCAUGCGUAACCUCCAUAUCUCAUGAACGUGGAAAAUUGAAACUAAAGAGCAAUAGAAUAAAGGUCAACGUAACAAGAGUGUAGAGAAAGUAGAUGAGUGGCCUAAGGCACAAGUUGUGGCACCGUAUAUUCCACCGUUGACCGGUGUCGUGUCUGUAGGUAUAGGUAUGAAAUUUA
Molecule: messenger RNA, 1939 nt
Organism: Nematostella vectensis (starlet sea anemone)
Lineage: Eukaryota; Metazoa; Cnidaria; Anthozoa; Actiniaria; Edwardsiidae
Product: monocarboxylate transporter 10
Exons: 5
Coding region: 354-1646 (430 amino acids)
Biological process (GO): transmembrane transport
Molecular function (GO): transmembrane transporter activity
Source: RefSeq, a predicted model, not a curated record